This is a messenger RNA of Penaeus chinensis, 1825 nucleotides long. Its product is annotated as high affinity copper uptake protein 1-like. The transcript is spliced from 4 exons. Bases 352 to 1170 code for a protein of 272 amino acids. Gene Ontology annotation, biological process: copper ion transmembrane transport. Gene Ontology annotation, cellular component: membrane. The record is from RefSeq and is a predicted model, not a curated record. Lineage: Eukaryota; Metazoa; Arthropoda; Malacostraca; Decapoda; Penaeidae. Gene Ontology annotation, molecular function: copper ion transmembrane transporter activity.
UAAGGAUUAUAUUUCACAACAUUUGUGGUCAAGAAAAAGCAUCUUCCAUGAUUUUCAGGGAUAGAAUAUUUUUAACAUCACGUGGAAAUUAUAAAAAAAAUUAUAUUUUCUUGUAUCCAUAACUGCAACAGAGGGGUUGAUAAUGUGUUUUUAAAGCAGCUUUUCAUACCUAUCAAUGAGAGGGAGGGAAUGUCUGUGAUAAGAAGAGAUUAAAGGAAUCUUUACCAAUGUAACUUUAGUACAAGUUCUUAGCUUACAUGUGAUGUGGCAGCAGAAUCUCCACAAACUUCCUAGCAAGUUUUUGCUCUUUUUUUUUGUUUGUAUUGCUUCUCCAUACUGUAUACAUUGGAUAUGCAUAUGAGCUUUUAUUUCUCAUCAAAAGUCUAUGACUUCCUGUUUUAUGGGGUCAACAUCACCACAACAUGGGGCAUGGUGUCCCUGUGUCUAGGCCUGGUGUCACUCUCAAUCCUGGCUGAGGGCUUCAAGGUGGCAAGAUCACAACUCCUGAAGGUGGCCAUGUCCAGACGCACAGGAUGCACCAAAUAUGAAGUGCCAGAAAGGUCGCCCCUCUUAAUGUCUCAGUCGUUUCUUGGCCGUAGGAAUGAAAAGCUGUUGUACAAACGCAGGAUAAAGUUCCACAUCCUUCAGUCAUUUCUGCACGUCAUCCACCUAACCAUUGGCUACAUUCUGAUGCUGAUCGUCAUGACUUACAAUGCAUACUUCAGCAUUGCAAUUGUAGGUGGGGCAGGCCUUGGCUACUUCUUCUUUGCCCUAUUUGACCUGCCCAGCAAAAUCCUGGGGACUUCACGCACAGUGGUGAAAAAGCAAAGCACCAGCCAUGCGCAGGGAGCUGAAGGUAACAGGCAUUAUGGGUGUGGUUCAUAUGGAACAACUGGAACUGUGCAGUCAUCUGUGGUGGUCCCUCGUCCCUCGUCUGAGCUUGUGCAGGAUAGGCGUGAGAGUGAGCAUGUGGGUUUGGCCUUUGAGAACCUCAGAGGGGAUGUGGAUGCCUCAGGAAGGGUGGCCAGGGACUGUGUGGUGGACAAAGGGUCCCAUGCUGAGUCAGAAGGUGGACAGAGCACAGAGGUUGACAUCAGUGACACUGAUCCACUCAUACCUCAUGAUACUAUCAAAGUUGAAGUCCAGGUUCAUGCCUAUCCUGAGGAAUGAGGUUUUUCAUGUGUGUUUUAUUAUUUUUAUUUUUUUCCCUACCAUAUAUCUAGUAAAAAAGAGUGACAGGGGGAGGGAAUUGUUUAUUUUGUUUUUAGAUAAAAGUAUUUCUUGUAUUUAUGUGGAAGAUUUGUCAUUCCUUCUGUGUUGCAUCUAGUAUACCAAUACUUUUUUCUUUUCUUUUCCUUUUCUUCUUAUAACCAGCAGUAAUAGCCAUGUUUAGAGGAGAUUUUCAGUGGAGAAGAAUGAAGCAAAUUAACAGUCACUACCAGCUGAUACUGUAUCUGUGACUAAUAUUACAGCAGACAUACUGGGCCACUUGUAAUGUUCAGUAUGAAGUACAGAUGGUGACUGAAUACAUCUCUGAUUUAAUCCAUUAGCAUGGGGUACAUGCACUGUCUGCUGUAAUUUUGUUUUGUAAAUUUUGUUAAAUAUAGAUGACUUCACAGAUGUUUAGUCACCAAUGAGUCAGUCAGUAGGACUAUUCAACCACACCUGUUUAUUCCAUUUCUUAAAUUUUCUGGAAAAAAGGUAUUACUUUUCUUACUAUUACCAUUGUUAUUAUUAUUGUUAAUAUUAUUGUUGUUGUUCUUAUUCUUCUUAUUACUAUUAUUAUUAUAUUUAUAAUUAUUACUGUUUUUAUUAUUAUUUAUAU